CUGGGCUCCAGCUAGCGACAUCACAUUUGAGAAGUGAAUAUAGCCUUGGGUCUCAGUAAUAUAUACAUAUAUACCUAGACAUAUCAAAACUCAAGUCCGAAAUGCCUCUUUCUGUCUCGUCGUUGGAACAGUGGUCGGCGGCUAUGGCCACUGAUUUGCACACCCAAUUGGGUGCUUCUGUGCUAGCCAACUUCAAUGCCGACGAGGCCUUGAUUGACCGGGCCACUGUCAUCAAAAACACCACGUCGGUUUUCAACACUAAAAUCGCCGUGGAAGGCGCUCCCGUAACCAACCAAAAAGCCAGUGGCAGAUGCUGGCUUUUUGCAGCCGGCAACGUGCUCCGGGUCCCCCUCAUGGCGAAGUUGGCUCUCAAGGAAUUCCAGUUUUCGCAAAGCUACUGGUUUUUUUACGACAAGUUGGAGAAAUGUAACUUUUUUUUGGAGCAGUUUGCGGCCAACAUCGACUCCACGCCAGCCGAGGGCUUGGACUCCCGGCUCAAUCUGUACUUACUUACCGACCCGACAUGUGACGGGGGCCAGUUUGACAUGUUUAUCAACGUGGUCGAAAAAUAUGGCAUGGUGCCUUACGAUGCCUAUCCAGACGCAUACAGUGCCACGGCCUCUCGCACAUUGAACUUCAUGCUCAAGACGAAAUUGCGUGAGUUUGCAGAGAUCUUGAGGGGUGCCCGUGCACAAGGCGCCGAAGCAGUGGUGCAGCACUUGGCGCAAAUGCAGCGGGAAAUCCAUCGCUUGAUGGUGAUGUUUUUGGGCCAGCCCCCACACCCAGAUCAGCACAUGACAUGGGACUACAAGGAUAAAGACGACCACGUGCAGGUGCUAGAGUUCACGCCCAUGCUGAUGUACAAGAAGGUGGUGGGCGUGGACUUGACGCAGUGGGUGUCGCUCUUGAACGACCCCAGAAACCCGUACGAGUGUGUGGUGAGAAUCGACAAGUUGGGCAACGUCUCGGGCGGCAAGCUGGUGUCGUACUUGAAUGUGGACAUCGACACGUUGGCGGCUUAUGCGGUGCAGCGGAUCCAGAACAAUCACGCAGUGUUCUUCGGCACCCACACGCCCAUCUACAUGGAUAAGAAGCGCGGCAUCAUGGACGAGGGCUUGUUCAAUUACAAGCUUGUUGGCUUCGAGUCGCUGCAGAGCAAGGCCAGUAGAAUCGAGUAUCAGCCAUCGCUCAUGACCCACGCCAUGGUGCUCACUGCAGUGCACUUGGACAAGCUGGGAAACCCGGUGCGCUGGAGGGUUGAGAAUUCCUGGGGCAAGGACUCGGGCCAGGACGGCUACUACGUCAUGGAUCACCAGUACUUCCGCGACUAUGUGUACCAGAUUGUAACGGAGAAAGCGGAGUUGGAGGAAAAGCACCAGGACGCUUUGCUGUCUGAGCCCGUGGUCUUGCCACCAUGGGACCCCAUGGGGGCGUUGGCCACAUUUCAGAACGAGCCAGAGAUGGUAGCAUGAACAGCCGUGUAUUGUCUGAUCGGGAAAGUUCAGAGUUUUUUCUUGGUUCGGAGAAAUCAAUGAAGUAGGCUGGGGGUAUGAUUCAGGCCAAUCGGAUCGAAGAGA
This is a messenger RNA of Metschnikowia bicuspidata var. bicuspidata NRRL YB-4993, 1577 nucleotides long. RefSeq names its product C1 family peptidase. Gene Ontology annotation, cellular component: cytoplasm. The coding region runs from base 102 to 1472 and encodes 456 amino acids. The record is from RefSeq and is a predicted model, not a curated record. The transcript has a single exon. NCBI's taxonomy places the organism in Eukaryota, Fungi, Ascomycota, Pichiomycetes, Serinales, Metschnikowiaceae. Gene Ontology annotation, biological process: proteolysis; L-homocysteine catabolic process; response to toxic substance. Gene Ontology annotation, molecular function: cysteine-type aminopeptidase activity.